This is a messenger RNA of Chinchilla lanigera (long-tailed chinchilla), 12218 nucleotides long. It is a transcript of the gene Myo9a, whose product is annotated as myosin IXA. The record is from RefSeq and is a predicted model, not a curated record. The coding region runs from base 68 to 8005 and encodes 2645 amino acids. Gene Ontology annotation, biological process: positive regulation of GTPase activity; intracellular signal transduction. Gene Ontology annotation, molecular function: ATP binding; microfilament motor activity; GTPase activator activity. The transcript has 43 exons. Gene Ontology annotation, cellular component: myosin complex. Lineage: Eukaryota; Metazoa; Chordata; Mammalia; Rodentia; Chinchillidae.
UUUGCCAAGAAAAUGGUUGGUUUGAUCUUGGAUACAUACCGUCCAUGCUGAUGGGACAGGAUCCAAUAUGAAUAUAAGUGAUGGAGGAAGACGACGCUUUGAGGAUAAUGAACAUACAUUACGUAUAUAUCCUGGGACAAUUUCAGAAGGAACAAUCUAUUGUCCAGUUCCUGCCAGAAAAAACUCCACAGCUGCUGAGGUGAUUGACUCUCUUAUAAACAGACUUAAUCUAGAGAAAACAAAAUGUUAUGUCUUAGCAGAGGUGAAGGAAUUUGGUGGAGAAGAAUGGAUACUCAAUCCAACGGACUGUCCCGUUCAGCGGAUGAUGUUGUGGCCCCGGAUGGCUCUGGAAAAUCGUUCAAGUGGAGAGGACUACCGCUUCCUUCUGAGAGAAAAAAACCUUGAUGGAUCUAUUCAUUAUGGCAGCCUUCAGUCAUGGCUACGGGUAACGGAAGAACGUCGCAGGAUGAUGGAACGGGGUUUUCUUCCACAGCCUCAGCAGAAAGACUUCGAUGAUUUAUGUAGCUUACCGGAUUUGAAUGAGAAAACACUCUUAGAAAACCUACGAAAUCGCUUUAAGCAUGAGAAAAUUUAUACUUACGUUGGCAGUAUUCUAAUAGUUAUUAACCCAUUCAAAUUUCUUCCUAUUUAUAACCCCAAAUAUGUCAAAAUGUAUGAUAACCAUCAGUUGGGAAAACUUGAGCCCCAUAUAUAUGCUGUGGCUGAUGUAGCUUACCAUGCAAUGCUUCAGCGCAAAAAGAAUCAGUGCAUUGUGAUUUCAGGAGAGAGUGGUUCUGGGAAGACUCAGAGCACAAACUUUCUUAUUCACCACCUUACUGCCCUCAGUCAGAAAGGAUUUGCCAGUGGAGUUGAACAAAUUAUUCUUGGAGCUGGACCAGUACUUGAGGCCUUUGGAAAUGCGAAGACUGCUCAUAAUAACAAUUCCAGUCGUUUUGGCAAGUUUAUUCAAGUAAAUUACCAGGAAACAGGCACUGUACUUGGUGCCUAUGUUGAAAAAUACCUAUUGGAGAAGUCUAGACUCGUUUAUCAAGAGCAUAAUGAACGGAAUUACCAUGUCUUCUAUUACCUCCUGGCAGGAGCAAGUGAAGAAGAGAGGUUAGCAUUCCACCUUAAACAACCAGAAGAGUAUCAUUACCUCAAUCAGAUAACAAAGAAACCCCUCAGACAGAGCUGGGAUGAUUAUUGCUAUGACUCUGAGCCGGAUUGCUUCACAGUGGAAGGAGAAGAUUUGAGGCAUGAUUUUGAACGCUUACAACUGGCUAUGGAGAUGGUAGGAUUUCUUCCCAAGACACGAAGACAGAUUUUCUCUCUCCUCUCAGCAAUAUUACAUUUAGGUAAUAUCUGUUAUAAAAAGAAGACAUACCGGGAUGACUCUAUUGAUAUCUGCAAUCCUGAAGUUCUGCCCGUUGUCUCAGAAUUACUAGAAGUUAAAGAAGAGAUGCUGUUUGAAUCAUUAAUUACAAGGAAGACGGUGACAGUGGGAGAAAAGCUUAUUUUACCAUACAAGCUGGCAGAGGCUGUGACAGUGAGGAACUCCAUGGCUAAAUCUCUCUAUAGUGCCCUGUUUGACUGGAUUGUUUUUCGAAUUAACCAUGCACUUUUGAAUAGUAAAGAUUUAGAGCACAAUACCAAGACUUUGUCCAUUGGUGUUCUUGAUAUUUUUGGGUUUGAAGAUUAUGAAAAUAAUAGCUUUGAACAGUUCUGUAUUAAUUUUGCUAAUGAACGUUUACAGCACUACUUUAAUCAGCAUAUCUUUAAGUUGGAGCAAGAAGAAUAUAGAACUGAAGGAAUCAGCUGGCACAACAUAGAUUAUAUUGAUAAUACCUGUUGCAUAAAUCUUAUUAGCAAAAAACCAACAGGACUACUCCAUCUUUUAGAUGAAGAAAGCAACUUUCCACAAGCUACAAAUCAAACAUUACUAGACAAGUUUAAGCAUCAGCAUGAAGAAAAUUCUUACAUCGAAUUUCCAGCUGUGAUGGAGCCUGCUUUCAUCAUAAAACAUUAUGCUGGAAAAGUAAAAUAUGGGGUAAAGGAUUUCCGGGAGAAAAAUACAGAUCAUAUGCGUCCAGACAUUGUAGCUCUUCUGAGAAGUAGCAAGAAUGCAUUUAUCUCUGGGAUGAUUGGACUUGAUCCUGUAGCUAUUUUCCGGUGGGCAGUUCUCCGAGCCUUUUUCCGAGCUGUGGUUGCUUUCAGGGAAGCUGGGAAAAGACACAUUCAGAGAAAAAUUGGACAUGAUGAUACAGCGCCCUGUGCAAUUUUGAAAAGUAUGGAUAGUUUUAGCUUUCUCCAACACCCAGUCCACCAGAGGAGCUUAGAGAUUCUGCAGAGGUGCAAGGAAGAGAAGUACAGUAUAACCCGGAAAAAUCCCCGAACACCUCUUUCUGAUCUUCAGGGCAUGAAUACUCUAAAUGAAAAAAAUCAGCAUGAUACAUUUGACAUUUCCUGGGAUGUUAGACCCGGGAUUCGUCAGAGCAGGCUACCAGCUAAUACCUCCUUGUUUGAUAAAGAUGGGAUAUUUGCUAAUUCAGCUAGCAGCAGACUUCUGGAAAGAGCCCAUGGAAUUCUCACGAGAAACAGAAACUUCAAAUCCAAGCCUGCACUUCCAAAGCACUUGCUGGAUGUAAAUUCUUUGAAGCAUCUGACUAGACUGACCCUGCAGGAUCGCAUUACCAAGUCUCUUCUUCAUUUGCACAAGAAGAAGAAACCUCCCAGCAUCAGUGCCCAGUUUCAGGCAUCAUUAAGCAAGCUGAUGGAGACACUAGGUCAAGCAGAACCAUAUUUUGUGAAAUGCAUUCGCUCUAAUGCUGAAAAGCUGCCUUUAAGAUUCAACGAUGCCUUGGUACUGAGACAGCUCCGAUACACAGGAAUGCUGGAGACAGUUCGGAUUCGCCAGUCAGGAUACAGCUGCAAAUACUCUUUUCAGGAUUUUGUGAGCCACUUUCAUGUACUUCUUCCUCGAAAUAUUAUUCCAUCCAAAUUUAACAUUCAGGAUUUCUUUAGGAAAAUAAAUCUUAAUCCAGAUAGUUACCAAGUUGGAAAAACCAUGAUCUUCCUAAAGGAGCAGGAACGACAGCACUUACAAGAUCUGCUGCACCAAGAAGUGCUCCGUAGAAUCGUGUUGUUGCAGCGAUGGUUCCGGGUGUUGCUGUGUAGACAGCAUUUCCUCCAUCUGAGACAGGCAGCCAUUGUUAUCCAGAGAUUCUGGAGGAAUUACCUAAAUCAGAAGCAAGUCAGAGCUGCAGCUGUGCAGAAGGGUGCUUUUGUCAUGGAUAGUGCAGCUACUGUCCUCCAAGCAUCCUGGCGUGCUCAUUUAGAGAGGCAGAAGUACUUGGAGCUACGUGCUGCAGUCAUCAUCAUCCAGCAAAGGUGGAGAAACCUCUAUAGGCACAGGUACAUGGCUGCUACCUGCAUACAGGCAAGAUGGAAGGGCUAUAGGGAAAGUAAGCGGUAUCAAGAGCAAAGGAAUGCAAUUAUUCUUUUGCAAUCAACAUGUAGAGGAUUCGCAGCAAGACAAAGAUUUAAAGCCUUAAAAGAACAGAAGCUAAAAGAAACAAAACUAGCACAUGGAUUGAUGAAUAUCAAGGCAUUUGGAACUCUGGAAAUUCAGGGUUCAGACCCUUCAGAAUGGGAGGAUUGUUCCUUUGACAGCAGAGUGAAAGCCAUAGAGGAAAGUAAAUCUGUGAUGGACAGUAAUCGCCUUAGCCGAGAUGGUUCAGUGGAGGGCUCAGAAGAGUCUCUAGAUAAGAGGCAGGAGAGAGCCAGAUGUCAAAGUGGUAUGGACUUACAGCAAGAGGUGAUUGUCAGAGAAAGACCGAAGUCAUUGGAGGAUCUCCAUCAGAAAAAAGUAGGACGAGCCAAAAGAGAAAGCCGGAGAAUGAGAGAGCUAGAGCAAGCUAUAUUUAGCUUGGAACUGCUGAAAGUUCGUUCUCUUGGUGGUGUGUCUCCUUCAGAGGAACGGAGAUGGUCUACAGAACUGAUGCCUGAAGGCCUCCAGUCUCCACAGGACACCCCAGAUAGUGAAAGCUCUCAAGGAAGCUUGGAACUUCUAAGCUGUGAGGACAGUCAGAAGAGCAAGUUAGAGUCCGUAAUUUUAGAUGAAGGACACUUGCAAGUUUCAUCACCAAAGAUGUCUCACAGUCUAAAAUCCGAUGCACAGGACAAUUCCUUCAGUGCCUCAAGUAAGACCAGUUCUGUGUGGAUUCAGAAAGGAGCAUCCCCUGACUCAGACCCCUUAAAGAAUGGGACUGUGCAGGAAAAGCGGGUCUGUGGUUCUGAACCUAUCACCUGUAAGCCACAGCAGAGAGACUCUUCCAUGUCAAAUAGUUUGCCUACAUUUUUUUAUAUUCCCCAUCAAGACACCCUGAAAACAAGUUCCCAGCUAGACACAAGUGUCCAAAGAAACAAACAUUUGGAAUACAACCAUACACUGGGGACAGCUCAUACUUUAGAUUUCAGCAGAGAACCUAGAAAGUCUCACUUCUCAGGAGACCAAGUGGUUCCUUCUUGGAAUAUGGAUUCUUCUAAUAAUGUGCUUAAGAAAUUAGAAAAACUAAACACAGAAAAGGAAGAAAGGCAAAAGCAGUUGCAGCAGCAGAAUGAAAAAGAAAUGAUGGAGCAGAUUCGACAGCAAACAGAUAUUCUAGAAAAGGAGCGCAAAGCCUUCAAGACAAUUGAAAAGCCAAGAGCUGGAGAGUCUUUCCCGACACCAUCAUUCUGUCAGUCAAAGCCAAGAGCAGAGAGGCCAUCCUCUUUGUUUAUCCCAAGUUCCCCAAAUAAGGGAGAACCUAGUGGACUAGCGUCCCCAUCAGUAUCUGUAAAAGAUGCUGUUUUUACCCCAAAAGACACUCCUUCUGCUCAUUUACCUCUGAAGGACCGACCUGUCACACUUUUCUUUGAAAGGAAAGCAAACCCUUGCCAAUCUAGUAAUGUCAAACAAUUGUCCAAGACACAAAGAAUGGACACCCAGCAGGAUAUUGCUUGUAGACUCUCUAAUAAUCGAAUUUCAAAAAGAGAACACUUUAGACCAGGUCAGACUUAUGGCCACAAGUCUGAAGACUCUUCCAGAGAAGGAAAUACAGGGGCCAUUUUCUUCACAUCAAAAGACAGUACAAGUAUUCCUAUUGUCAACAAGGAAGCAUUAAGCAGUGGAAAUCCUCAGGUUCAUAAAAAAGAUGAACCAGCAUGGAAACCUCUGAAGUUAGCCGGGCCAGGUCAGCGAGAGGUUGCCAGACCGGCCCAUAAAAAGAAAGCUCGAAUGGCGCGGACGCGCUCCGAUUUCUUGACUAGAGGUACUUUUGCCGAUGGGGAGGGGGACACAGAGGAAGAUGAUUACGAUGACAUAAUUGAGCCCCAUCUCUCCCUUGACCAAGCUUCUCACUCUGAGCUAGGGUCUGCAUCCACCCUGGGUCAGGCCUCUCACAGUGACUCCGAAAUGACAUCACAGCGGUUUUCUUCAGUUGAUGAACAGACAAAGAUUCAUAAGACUAUGUCUCAAGGAGAGAUCGCAAAGUUGGUGGUGAGACAGAAGUCUUCAGAUUCGGAUAUAAGGCCUCAGAGAGCUAGGAUGAGAUUCUGGGCCAAAGGGAAGCAAGGAGACAAGAAGACCACAAGAGUAAAACCUGCCAUCCAGUCGGAGGUUCCAGCACUCUGUGCUGGCUCAGAUGUGAUUCCUGCUCAUCAGUUUCCAGAGGUUGUAGAGUUACCUCAGUACCAUCCAACACCUCCUUUGAGUCCAGAACUGCCUGGUGGUGGCCAUAAGGAGUUCAAAGAGAACAAAGAACCUUCUCCAAAAGUGAGGCGCAGGCGAAGUGUGAAGAUCAGCAAUGUGGCUAUGGAUUCCAUACACUGGCAAAAUGACUCUAUCCAAAUCAUAGCAAGUGCUAGUGACUUAAAAAGCAUGGAUGAGUUUCUUCUGAAAAAGAUGAAUGACCUUGAUAAUGAGGACAGCAAGAAGGAUACAUUAGUAGAUGUUGUAUUUAAAAAAGCCCUGAAAGAAUUUCGGCAGAAUAUCUUCAGCUUUUAUUCAUCUGCAUUGGCGAUGGAUGACGGGAAAAGCAUACGGUAUAAAGACCUCUAUGCACUGUUUGAGCAGAUUCUGGAAAAGACCAUGAGGCUCGAACAGCGUGAUUGGAGUGAAUCUCCAGUGAGAGUUUGGGUCAACACUUUCAAAGUGUUUUUAGAUGAAUACAUGAAUGAAUUCAAGACUUCUGAUAGCAUAGCUGCCAAGGUGCCAAAAACUGAAAGAAAGAAAAGACGGAAAAAAGAAACUGAUUUGGUGGAAGAACACAAUGGUCAUGUCUUUAAGGCCACUCAAUAUAGCAUCCCUACUUACUGUGAAUAUUGUUCUUCUCUGAUAUGGAUAAUGGACCGAGCCUCAGUUUGCAAAUUAUGUAAGUAUGCUUGCCAUAAGAAGUGCUGUCUGAAAACCACAGCUAAGUGCUCUAAAAAGUAUGAUCCAGAGCUGUCACCUCGACAAUUUGGGGUUGAGCUCUCCCGUUUGACCAGCGAGGACCGAACUGUUCCUUUAGUAGUGGAAAAGCUCAUAAACUACAUUGAAAUGCAUGGACUUUAUACUGAAGGUAUUUACCGGAAGUCUGGCUCAACUAAUAAAAUCAAGGAGCUUCGACAAGGUCUAGAUACAGAUGCUGAGAGUGUAAACCUAGAUGACUACAACAUUCACGUCAUUGCAAGUGUAUUCAAACAAUGGCUUCGAGAUUUGCCCAAUCCACUCAUGACCUUUGAACUGUAUGAGGAAUUUCUUCGAGCUAUGGGCCUUCAGGAGAAGAAGGAGACGAUCCGUGGGGUGUACUCUGUGAUCGACCAGCUCUCCCGAACUCACCUCAAUACACUUGAACGCCUCAUCUUUCACCUUGUCAGGAUUGCUCUACAGGAAGACACUAAUCGAAUGUCUGCUAAUGCUUUGGCCAUUGUGUUUGCACCAUGCAUUCUCCGCUGCCCUGACACAACCGACCCACUACAAAGUGUUCAGGACAUCAGUAAGACCACCACCUGUGUGGAGCUGAUUGUUGUGGAGCAAAUGAAUAAAUACAAGGCUCGUCUCAAAGACAUCAGUAGCCUGGAAUUUGCUGAGAAUAAGGCAAAGACCAGGCUGUCGCUGAUUCGUAGAUCAAUGAAACCUGUACUAAUUGCAGUUAGAUUUAUGAGCAUAACCCGCAAUUCGGUCUCGGGAAAAGGUCGUAUCCGUCGAGGAAACCAUCCAAGUACAUCCUCUCCUGUUGUAGUGCAUUUGCCUUCCAUGUCUGAUGUCCCAGAAGAGAUGUUGGGUAGCGAGGCAGCCAUGGAGACCGAUGUCACAGAACAACAGCAAGCAGCCAUGCAGCAGGAGGAAAGAGUGCUGACUGAGCAGAUUGAGAACCUGCAGAAAGAGAAGGAGGAACUAACGUUUGAGAUGCUUGCACUGGAACCCCGUGCCUCUGAUGAUGAAACCCUUGAGUCUGAGGCCUCCAUUGGGACUGCUGAUAGCUCAGAAAAUUUGAAUGUGGAGUGUGAAGGAGCCAUGUCCGAGAGAUCAGAGAGAAGCUUAGGCCUUGGCUCCCUGAAGGCAGCUACUAAGUCUGAACCUUCAGCCAAAAUGCGAAAGCAGCUAAAAAAGCAGCAGGACUCUUUGGAUUCUUUGGAGUCCACAUGUCUGUCCAACACUGCAUCCUCUCAUGGCACCAGAAAACGCUUUCAGAUUUAUUCCAAAUCUCCAUUCUACCGAGCUGCCUCUGCUGGUGAGGCCCCAGGAAUGGAAGGACCAUUGGGCCAGUCCAAAGCCCUGGAAGACAGGCCUCAGUUCAUCAGCAGAGGAACCUUCAACCCUGAAAAAGGCAAGCAAAAACUAAAGAAUGUGAGAAACUCACCUCAGAAAACCAAAGAGACCCCUGAGGGGACAGUUGUAUCUGGCCGCAGGAAACCUAUGGACCCGGACUGCAGCUCCACCCAGCAGCUGCCUCUCCUUGGAAAUAAUGAGUUCAUGGUCUGAACUGGCAGAUGCGUGUCCCCUCACGGCAAGCACACAUCACCUGUCUGGGGCCUGUUCUCGUCACCUUGCCACAACAGUCCUAAUUGUGGUUCUGCCUCCGGGCUCAGCGUAUAGCUGCCUGUGUGCUGAAUUCCUAGGCCUCCGGCGCAAGUGGAAAGGCCUCCUCGAAGCUUGCUGGGAAGGGUGCCAGCUGUGCCUUGGCUGCUGUAUUUGAAUCGAGAUUUCACUAAACAAAGCCACCUAGGCCUGGGGAUUUUAGUCAGUGAUCGUUGCCUCUCCCCUACCUUUCUUUACUUUCUCGGAGAUAGAUGUUGAACUGCUGGAGGAAAUUGUGGACCUGAGGGACCCUCUAAUCUCCAAUAUUGGAAGAAAACAGAAACAUUUCUUAACCAUGACAGCAAAAAGCCUGCAGGUUUAUUUUGAGAUUAAAGAGCCGGGGUAGAAUAGAAUUUUUUCCAAGCAUUCAUAAACAAAAAGCCUAAAGCUCUCUAUUUUAAAAUAUUUGAAAAACACUCCAUAUUAUAUCUGGGGAAAGUAAAAAAGCUGUUGUUUCCAUUAAGCCAUUAGAGCAUGUAAGAGAUACCUGGUUAUACAAUGAAGACUCGAGUACAUGCUUUGUUUUUUGAUGUCAAAAUAAUGCUGGUUUAACUCCUGGUUAGUUCCUGCCAAAUCUGUUGCAUGGGAUGAAGUUGCAGUAGCCAUACUCUUCUCAUGUUCCCUGUUCCUAAGAUCAGAUUCCUCUAGUUUUUUUUUUUUUUUUUUUUAAAUGUCCCAGAGACAUCUGAGCGAUCCCUAAAUAUGAAGGCUUCAUCCUAAUCCAUCCAGGUAUUUCACUUUGUAUAGAUUAAGCUGAAGACCGCACAUGAGCCUAUACAUCUUCUGGUGGGUUCCCACCGUGGACUUAGUGUAACCAUUUAAUCACUUGACCCCCAAGACAUACAAUACUGCAUGAAUAAGUGUUAUAGAAAGCUGCCAAAAUUCAAAGGUUUUAAUAUGACCCAUCUAACGUCUGCUUUAUUUCCCUCAGACCAUCAGUAUUAAAUAGAAGAAAAAAAUCAAGGACUACUUGAAGCUAUUUUUGUUAAUAUACUGGUUACUGAAGUUUACUGUAAAUAUGUGUAUAGUAUAUCUAUUUCUUUUUAACCUUGUGCUUCCCAGGGAUUUUCUUCCUCAGACUAGAGGCUGUUGGAUAGGGAGUGAAAGCCACUCAUCCCUGGGUUGAAGCAAAGUGUGACCAUCUUUUUAUCACUGGUGGUCUACACACCUAAGUUAUCACAAUAUUUGAAGCAUCUUAACAUUUGUGCGAUGGAAUCUGUUUUUGUUAUUUAUAAUGUAUAAAAAAAUGGAACCCUUUCUUGAGUUAAGUUCAUGAAAAUGUUUAUUUUUAAAGUUAACUACAUGCAUCUUGUCUAACUACCACAUGCACUGUUCUGAAAAAGAGCCUUUACCACCUGUAACCUGAAUUUUGGUUAUUCUUUUCAUACUUCUUUGAUUUGAAGUUACAGAAAUACUGAGUUUUGUUCAGGCAGAGUCUCUCCUGCUAUACAACACUGAACCUCAUGCCAUUGCCUCAGUGGUCCUUGGCCAGCCCCCAAGGUCAGGUCGGAGCAUCAUUCUGCAUGGCAGCUUAAAGGCAGCAUGCAUUUGUCAUCCUCCUAGUUUUGGUUCAGAGUUGAACCAGCGCAAGGAAGACUUUAAAAGCUCCAGAAUGAUGAUAGUUAAUCAGCAAACGUAAGGUUUUAUAAUUCAUGAACAUUUGCCACCUGUUCGUGUCCUGCAUGAUGAACAUUAACCUUUAAAAGUAUGAAUUUCAAAGACGGGCAUUGGUGGUAUGUGCCUGUGGUUCCAGUUAGCAGGAAGCUGAGGCAGGGGGAUUGCUUGAGCUUAGGCACUUAAUUAAGGCCAGCCUGGGCAACAUGGCAAGACCUCCAAAGCAAAGUAGGAAUAUCAGAGACUGUCCUGUGCAUGACUGUGUGCAAGGAGGGUGUGCUACUUGCCUAGCCAAUAUUCAGUUGUGCACUUUGAAUAUUCUUGGGAGAGUAGUGCACUGCUCGGCAUUGACUGUUACUUUCCACUUGUUCCACAAUGUUGUUAAAACCAUAUUUUUUAAAAAAGAUUACCCUUGUGAAUAAUUUCAUUUUUCCCAGAGGGAUGACCUGGGGAACACAUCUUGGCACAUGUUCUCCCAUCUAAAUCUUUGUGGGUUUUGUUUGUUUUGUUUCGUUUUGUUUUUUUUUUUUUUUUGGUAAGAUAAGCUUUUGGCAGUUAAAAACCAUUUAUAUAGGUCACUUUAUAGGAAGUAGUUGAUGGAUGUUAAGAGACUUUAUAAUUUUUCUCAGGGACCUAAAACCUGAAUUUGGAUAAAAUUAAAUAAAAAAAUUGUUUUUUGGUUGCUAGGUUUGUGGAUUUCUAGUCAUUUCACAAGCUGCCAGGAUGGGGUUGGUUGGGAGGGGAGAUCUGGGCCAUUAUAGGAAUGUGUCACAACAAGUGUAUCCCAGCCCACACUCCUUUGAGGGAAACAAUGCUGCUCUCCUAGGAUGACAGGCGUUAUUUCCCAAUGAGAUGAAGCCAUAGCUCUUACAAACUGUUAGGGAAAAAAUGCUAUGUCCACUUCCCUCUGUUCUUAAUUGGCCCCCUGCACAGCGAAUGUUACAUCAGCACCAAGGGAUGCUGCAUUACAUUCACUUGUGAGUAGGAUAUUUAUCCUGAAUGUAUAUCAGAUUCGUGGUUUCCUAUUGCUUCUCCUCUGCUGCUUUUCUUUGAUCUUAAAUGUCUCAAAGGAAAUACCUGAAGGGCAGCAGUGAGGCGGCACCACAUUCAAAGCCCACACUCUGAAAUUCAGUCAGCAUCACAGUCCCAGCCCCAAAUAAAACAUUUAUCCUUCUGGUAUAUUCUUACUGUAAUUGCAUUAUGUAUCAUGGAAAUAUAACAAGCAGAGAAGUCAAAUUUCAUUCUGGAUCACAGAUUGAAGUAAAUUAGCACAGGCAGGAUUGAAGGAGGUGAUAUGCUUAGUUUGUGAUACGCUUGUUUUUUCCCACCAUUUAGAUUAUUUGGCCACUCUGGGCUUCUAGAAACACAAACAGAGAGCCAGCCUACCUCCUGUGAACCCUGCAGAGGGACCCAGAAGGACCCAAGGUCAGGAAGCUGGAGUCCCCAGCUUCCUAUAGCUCUCAGCCUGCUGAGAUCAGUGGAGACUUCUGUAUUCCAUCACAGUAGGGCACAUUCCCAGGUCAGAGCAGGGUUAUGGAAAUGUGCGGAGAAGAGGCAGGCAGUCCAGCAUGGUCCUGCUCUCUCACCUCAGAUUCUGUGGGCUGUGUGUUAACUGUGGCCCUGUGAAUUUGUACCUGUCACAAGCUCUCUGCUGACUGAAAGAGGAUUCUCAGGAUGUGUUCGAAGCUAAGAGUCUUAAUCAUAAACGGUUCGGGUGGCUUUCUCAUCUGCCUCGUCCCCUGCCCUUGGUGGGGAACUAGAAGUGGGGUCUGCAUCAUUCUGCAUUGAAAAUGUAAGUUCACCCACCUUUGUGACAACUCCUAGCUGUGUCUCCCAGCACCAUGCUGGCCUUGGGAGUAAAACCCUUGGUAUUUGUGGGAGUCCUCUGUCUUUUGUGUCCUUAAAAUAACAUGCAACCCAUUUUUAUCUGGAACCACCCCCACAUUCUGAUUCGGUGUUAAAAGUGUAACUGCAAAAGGAUUGACUUGAAGGCUCCAUUAAGUCUUGGCAAUCUCUUGGUUGAAACUUUUCAUAAAGGUCCACCAGUGGGGCUGUCGCUUUGCUGUCCCUCCAUUCCUAGUGCUUAUCAGUCUCCUUAGGUCAUACAACAGUUACACCUCUUGAAUCAAGUGUUUGUAUUUACUAUGGGAAAGGUGAACUAAAGAUUAGUAUUAUAUUAUUUUAAUGGAUUUAAAGUAAUUUAUAAGUAUGUUGUGUAAAUUUUUUAAAGACUAUGUAUUAUAAAAGGAUAUAUCCUGUGAAAUAUAAUAUCAUUUACUGUUGAAUAGAAUAAUGCUAUAAGAAUGAUUUAUCUCACCCACAGAACGGAUUACAUUCCCGAUGCAAUCAACAGGCACUUUGUAACUUCCUGUUUUAGGGGGAAGACAAGACAUCUGUAUAAAGUACAGUUUGUGUCCCUCAGAAUAUGCACUGUAUGGCUAUACAAAAGCAGCUUGAUGAACAAAUCACCCCAUGGCUCAUUAAAAAACAAAGCUUCCAGAAA